Messenger RNA from Octodon degus (degu), 3765 nucleotides. RefSeq names its product nuclear envelope integral membrane protein 2 (gene Nemp2). Gene Ontology annotation, cellular component: nuclear envelope. Lineage: Eukaryota; Metazoa; Chordata; Mammalia; Rodentia; Octodontidae. The coding region runs from base 100 to 1359 and encodes 419 amino acids. The record is from RefSeq and is a predicted model, not a curated record. The transcript is spliced from 9 exons.
CCCCCGCCCGCGGUGGGUUCCUCUGGCUCUUCCCGCGCAGACCCCUACAUUUCCGCCUCCGGCGGGUGGCCACCCGGAAGCGGUGGAGCGAGCCCGGCGAUGUGGCGGCCACCGCCAGGGCUGUGGUGGCUGCUGCUCUGGCUGCUGCCCGCGGGCGCCGUGUGCGGGGAGGACGCGGCGCUCUCAGCUUCAAGAUGUAAAGAUUUGAAGGAAGCGGAUUUAAUUAAAACUCAGAGGUCAGACUGUUACUGCUACAGCCAAAACUCUCAAAUACACUGGGCGUAUAUGUGGUCCACGCUGCAGGUGAGCAUUACCAGUCCAGUCCUCCUUAGUGUUGUAUAUAUCACAGAAAGGCAUAAUUGCCAGUAUCCAGAAACGAUUCUGUCUGUUAUCAGAUGUAUAAUUCAUAACUUUUGGACACCAAAGGAGUCUAAUAAUAUUACCAUAAAAAUCAGCCCCUACAAGGAGACAGUAUGCUUCAGUGUGAAGCCCAGCAGGAAGACCUCUGGCUACACCAUAAAUGUGAAUCGAAACAUUGUGGAUUUCAAACUCUUCCUUGUGUUUGUGGCGGGCAUUGUCCUUUACUUUUACGCAAAGACCUUGAGCCAAAGCCCCAUUUUCUAUUACUCCUCAGGGACUGUGCUAGGUGUAGUGAUGACGUCAGUCUUCAUCCUGCUGUUGGUGAAAAGAUACAUCCCAAAGUAUAGCACCUUUUUGGCUUUAAUGGUUGGUUGUUGGUUUGCUUCCGUUUAUGGUAUAUACGUAUUGAUGGAAGAGCUGCAAUGGCUGUGGUACAGAAACGGAAUAUAUAUAUUAGGCUAUACCCUGGUAGUUGGAUUUUUAAGCUUUGCUGCCUGUUACAAACAUGGGCCCCUUGUGGACGGCAAGAGCAGAACUCUCCUGCAGUGGACGCUGCAGCUGCUCUCCCUGGUGCUGAUCUACGCCGGCGUGGCAGCGCCUCAGUGCGCCUGUGCCGUGACGCUCCUGCUCCUCUGCUCCCCAAGUCUGCCCUAUGUCCUGAAAAUACUGAGUUAUCUGAAACGGAGAGCAAAGCAGUGUUUCACAUCAAAGUGGCCAGCGGUAAAACACCUCACGGAAGAGGAGUACAGGGAGCAGGCCGAGGUGGAAACAGCCCGAGGUCUGGAGGAGCUGCGCCAGGCCUGCCGCCAGCCCAACUUCCCCACAUGGCUGGCCGUGUCCAGACUCCAGGACCCUAAGAAAUUUGCAGCCUUUGUUCUGGGAUCCAGCCACCUGUCGCCUAAGGAAGUGAGUCUGCACGACGCGCAGUACGGCCCCGGCGGCGCCUUCCUGGAGGAGCAGCUUUUUAACCCACAGGCUGACGGGCUCCCUGCAAGUUAACCUGACGCUGGCGAGGACGUGCGCCGGGCAGGGGUGCUGACAACCUCGCGCAGAACUGCUCUGCGGGCAGCUGUGCGGGAGGAGCCGUACUGGAAAGGAAGAUGACCUAGCUGGGAAGGACUUGGCAUUCGUGGCAACUCCUGCUGCCUGCUGUCCUGCUUCUGUGACAGGCAGUGCCCCUUGCCUGCCUAUGUGAAGGCUUUCACUAGGAACAAAGAACUACGUUGCCCCUCGGGGGACAGUCAGUGUGGCAGUGCCUUCCUUGUCAACACCAGGCACUCGUCCUCUGUUAAUCCCCUGAACCUGUGUCACAAGACCGAGUUCCUCCCCAGACAGCUCAUCAGUAUCUAUGCUGGAAGAGACCUGGGCAGGCUGUUUCAGUGUUCCGUACACAGUUCUCGUGUGAGUCAGGGAUUCUGAGGUCAGUGGAGAUCAGUGCAAGGUUAAUUGAAUGUACUGCAAGACUUCUCAGAGCCCUGAUGCUGGUGUCCACUGUGACUCUACUAAAAGGGCGAAGUCAUGCACGGUUUCUGAGUGUGACCACAGAAUCCUUUUUUAUGGGGUUGAUAUUCCUUGGAACACAGGAUUAGAAAAUGCUCCAUGAUUAGGAUUGCAAUGUGGGGGAGUUAAACAACUUGUUUAAGAGCAAAGAGGUAAGCAGAGGCACUACCGGCAGAGUUCCAGCCCUGGAGGUCCCCUCACCUGGAGAAAGAAGCCGCCUUCAGACCCAGCCGAGGGCAGCCCUGCCGCCAGGGCCUCGCGGUGUGGGCUUUUUAUCUUUCACUGUUCAACAGUGGCCGUCUGGCUAUUUAAUAACUGAUAAAAACAUUUCUCAAGAUUAUAUUUUUGAUAGGACUUCUAUAUGCAUUCAUAAAUGACAGAAGUUAAAUUAUUUUUGUACAUUGCAAUUGAAGGCAUCUACACUUUUAUGACAUUGAGUUGCUUUUUAAAAAGUUUUAUAGCUAGAUAUGUUUGUAGUGAUGUCCUGCAAAGCAGACAUGUGAUAUUCUUUACACAAUUGUGUUUGGUUUCUUAAUCCCAGAGUGAAAUAGGCCUAAGUUCUGACCUGGAGGAAAGGAGGUCAGACAGGCGUGGGGUUGGGCACAGUGGAGAGAGCUGGGGCAAAGGCGGAGCAGAACUGAUACUCAGAGAAUCCAAUGGCAGGGACCUGCAGGAUGAGGAAUUCCUCUUGGUAAGAGAAGGGUCCUGGGGGAGCAGCCCUCGGGGAAUGUUGUCACUGUUGAUGUCCUGAGCCACACUCGGCAGUGCUUUUUCCCCUUGUCAGCUCAGAACUUGCUAAGCUGAUGUGCAAAGGUGGUUUCCUCAAGCAGGAUGUCAGUUCCAUAGUCCUGCUUUUGUGAGACAUCAUUUAAUAUCCAGAACCUUCUUUUUGUAAGCCUCACUGCACGCGCUUGGCUCCUUCACAGAGACUGCUAAACAGUCACUUUGUGAGGAUGACGCUUACAGGACCAAGCAGGAGUGCUACAUCAUUUUUCUUAGAGUUGAAUCUGAUUUUAUUUUUAUAAUUGUAUUUACUGGUGAUGUUCAUGUGCAAGAUAGAGCAAUGCUGGUGCUUACCCACCUCGCCUCCUGAGAGGCGUGUGUGUCCUGCACACUUUGGGUGUAAAGUGAGUGUUGGCAGGAGGGGACAGCCCCUGGGCCCUGUGACCCGGGCCAUGCCACGUGACCGCCACAGCGAGUCUCGCACAGGGGCGAGAAGAUACAGCCUUCCUUCCGGGAUGUGGGUUUUCAUGUUUGUUUUUAAAACAUAUCAUGGAUUUGCUGGUUUCUGUUACGUGAGCCUCGUGAGCAGCUUCACAAUUAAAGGCGGCACUCACCCUGUUUCUUGGCGUCUCUAACCUGUUUUAUUUCAGAUGCAAUGCAGUGUUCCAGCCCGAAUGCCUACCAGACGAUGUUCAGAUUUUCCUCUUUGCCUUCCUCCCUCGUUUUCUCUCUGUCCUUGCCUUUCUCUGUCCUGCUAAAGGUCUUGGAGCAGUUUAAAGGGCCAUGCAGUCAGGUGGCUGUGGCCCCCGCCCCACAGGGGCGCCCCGCGGCGGAGGUGUGGAGUUAGAGCCCGGCAGACAGAACCGCUGUGGUGUCUCCGCUUCCUUGAGAUGCCUCACAAAAGCCUACUGUUGUUAGCAAAUUGGGCUGUUGACACGUGUGGGUGACACAGCGUUGAUGGCCAGAGUAAAAGAGGUCCUAAAUGAUCAUCAUUCAAAUGUUACUUAAAACGUUCUUUUUAAAAACAUUUUACAUAUGACAAAAAAUGCCUUGUGAAUUUGCUAUACAAUUUGCCAAUACUGCUUAGGGCUAAAUUAUAGGGGAGUGGCCAUCUGACAUUUAGGGAAGUAUUUUAUUUAUUUAUUUAUAUUUUAGGGAAGGGUCUACAGAUCAGACUCAUAG